AUGUUUGGCGGAGAGUUUUCGUCACCGAAGCAGUCGACAUUCUACCAUUACGGCGACACCUGGAUCCUCGAUGCGGAAACGAAGGAAUGGCUGAAGGUCGACCAGAAAAGAGGUCCACUGGCGCGAUCGGGACAUAGGCUUGCCGUGUGGAAGAACUACAUUGUGUUGCAUGGCGGAUUCCGGGAUUUGGGCACCAUGACCACCUAUUUCGAUGAUGUAUGGGUAUUUGACGUGACCGAGUUCAAGUGGCAUCAAGUCGAGUUUCCUCCCAACCACCCCAUUCCUGAUCCACGCUCGGGCCACUCGAUGAUCCCUUGCGCCGAUGGCGCUGUGAUAUAUGGAGGAUACACCAAAGUCAAGGCGAAAAAGGGGCUUCAAAAGGGGAAAGUCUUGAACGAUUGCUGGAUUUUGAAGAUGAAGCAGGAUCCAAAGGGGAUCAGGUUUGAACGCAGGAAAAAACAGGGCCAAUUGCCCCUGCCCCGUGUUGGUUGCUCCUUGGUUUAUCAUAAAAAUAGAGGCAUCUUGUUUGGCGGAGUUUAUGAUUUUGAAGAAAGCGAAGAACAGUUGGACUCGGAGUUUUAUAACCAGUUGUAUUCGUAUCAUACCGAGAGUAAUCGGUGGUACAAUAUGACCUUGAGACCGCAGCGGAAGAAGAAGGAGACCAUCAAGGAGAAAUCACGAGAUGAAGAUUUGGAGGAUAUAUUGAACUCGAUCUUGGCAAAGGCAAACUUGAAUGAUGAAGGCGAGGACAAAGACGAUAAUGGUGGAAAUGGCGGAAAUGGCAGAAAUAGUGAAAAUGGUGGAAAGACGAAGGAAGCAUCCGACGACGACGACGACGAUGAGGAGAAAAAGAACCAACUCAAGGAGUAUCCAGUGCUUAAUCAAUUGCCUCAUCCGCGAUUUAACGCAGCUACCUGCGUCGUGGACGACACCUUGUACAUAUUUGGAGGCAUAUACGAAAAAGCAGAGCAAGAAUUCAACAUGGACUCGUUUUAUGCUAUAGACUUGGGCAAGCUAGAUGGUGUUAAAGUGUUGUGGGAGGAUUUGUCUGAGUUGGACAAGGCGAUCGAAGACUCCGAUGAGGAAGACGAGGACGAUGAAGAUGGAGAUGAAGAAGAUGAAGAUGAAGAUACAGAAAAAGCAAAUGAGGCAGAAGAUGAAGAAGAAGAUGACACCCCCGAGGAAGAACUUGAGGAAGAGUCCGAGGACGAGCCCGAGGAAUUCCCAGAUCCACGGUCGUGGCUCCCACACCCUAAACCAUUUGAGUCACUCCGUGCCUUUUAUGCUCGAACUGGAGCUCAGUUCUUGGAAUGGUCCAUUUCGAGCAACAGAGACAAGCGUGGUAAGUACUUGAAGAAAGCCGCGUUUGAUCUCUGCGAGGAUAGGUUCUGGGAGAGAAGGGAGGCUGUUUCCAUCGCGGAAGACAACUUGGAACAGAUGGGUGGAGUCGGUGAAGUCGUCGAAAAGGAUACUUCCAAACCAACCAAACGUAGGUAA
Lodderomyces beijingensis is the source of this 1497-nucleotide messenger RNA. NCBI's taxonomy places the organism in Eukaryota, Fungi, Ascomycota, Pichiomycetes, Serinales, Debaryomycetaceae. The record is from the annotation of a GenBank genome assembly.